Messenger RNA from Scleropages formosus (Asian bonytongue), 2904 nucleotides. It is a transcript of the gene cap1, whose product is annotated as CAP, adenylate cyclase-associated protein 1 (yeast). Lineage: Eukaryota; Metazoa; Chordata; Actinopteri; Osteoglossiformes; Osteoglossidae. Gene Ontology annotation, biological process: cell morphogenesis; cytoskeleton organization; actin filament organization. Gene Ontology annotation, cellular component: cytoplasm. The record is from RefSeq and is a predicted model, not a curated record. The coding region runs from base 168 to 1574 and encodes 468 amino acids. The transcript has 13 exons. Gene Ontology annotation, molecular function: actin binding; adenylate cyclase binding.
GCAGAGGCUGCUGGGAACGCUGCCGCUCGCACAGGAAGAGCGAGAAGGGUGGAGCGAGGCAUACACACACAGAGACAGAGGUACACACGUACGGAGACGCAGCGAUACAGACGGUGCGAAGUGUUGCAGGUUGAGGACGCCAAAGUGCCCCGGGACGAGUGCGAGGUAUGGCUGAGCUAGCAAGUUUGGUGCAGCGUUUGGAGGUGGCCGUGAGCCGUCUUGAGGCAGUGUCUGGAGCCGGAGUUGCCUCCGCUGGAAGCGGUGCUGGAGCUGUGUUUGUGGAAGCCUACAACAGCCUCCUCUCUGGCCCAGUGGAGGAGUACCUGUCUCUCAGCCAGCAGAUUGGGGGUGAUGUGCAGAAACAGGCAGAGAUGAUGAAACGGGUGUUUUCCUGCCAGAAGCAGUUCCUGAUCACAGCCUCCAGCUCACAGAAGCCAUCUGAUGCUGUGCUAUCUACACUGCUAGCACCACUGUCCAGCGUGAUCCAGCAAGUACAAAGUUUCCGAGAGCAGAACCGCUCCUCCACAUUCUUCAACCACCUGUCUGCUGUCAGCGAGAGUGUCCCUGCCCUUGGCUGGGUCGCCAUAGCGCCGAAGCCUGGUCCCUAUGUGAAGGAGAUGCAGGACGCUGCCAUGUUCUACACCAACCGUGUCCUCAAGGACUACAAGGAAAAGGACAAGAAGCAUGUGGACUGGGUGAAGAGUUACCUCUCCAUCUGGACGGAGCUGCAGAACUACAUCAAGCAGCACCACACCACCGGUCUGUGCUGGAGUAAGACGGGUCCAGUGGCCUCAGGGUCUUCUGCUGCACCUGCCCGUUCUGCUGGAGGUGCUCCUCCCCCUCCUCCAGGGCCCCCACCACCUCAAGUUGAUCUUGACCAAUCACCUGCUGCUGGUGACUCGGGCGCCACCUCCCGCAAUGCCCUGUUUGCCUCCAUCAACAAGGGUUCUGACAUAACCAAGGGGUUGAAGCAUGUGUCUGAUGAUCAGAAGACACACAAGAACCCAGCUCUGAAAACCCAUGGUGGUCCGGUUUGUUCUGGCCCCAAGCCCUUCUCCAUACCCCAGCCUGCAGCAUCGAGUGCCCCAUCUCGCAUGGGCCCCCGCGUCCUGGAGUUGGAAGGCAAAAAGUGGAGAGUGGAGAACCAGGAUGGCGCACAGGGCCUGGUGAUCAGUGACACUGAACUGAAGCAGGUUGUCUAUGCCUUUAAGUGUAACAACAGCACCCUGCAGGUGAAGGGCAAGAUCAACUCCAUCACCAUUGAUAACUGCAAAAAGUUGGGCCUGGUGUUUGAUGAUGUUGUGGGAAUUGUGGAGGUGAUAAACUGCAAGGAUAUCAAGCUUCAGGUGAUGGGCAAGGUGCCCACGAUUUCCAUCAACAAGACAGAUGGGUGCCACGUGUACCUGAGUGCCGCCUCACUAGACUGUGAGAUCGUCAGUGCUAAGAGCUCCGAGAUGAACGUACUUGUGCCUGGCGCGGGUGGAGACUUUACUGAGCUCCCAGUACCAGAGCAAUUCAAAACUGUCUGGGACGGCAAGAAGUUGGUCACCACGGCAACAGAGAUCGCAGGCUAGAAGGGAAGCACGAUAGAGACCACCCCCUUUUUGUGAAGGCCUCCCCGGAUGACCAGCCAACAAACCAAUCACAACACAGACUGAUCCCACACCCCCCCGCCCCCCAACCUAUUUCUAUCAACAGUAGCUGCUUCUUUCUUGAGCCAAUGGGAGGAGUGCUUGCUUUACCCCAAGCAGUCUCUCAGCCAAUCGCAAGAAGCAGCUUUCCAAUAAAUUAAGUCAGCUUUAGUAGUGGCCAACUGUAAACAACCUUUGAUUUGCCAAAACUUUUUUUUUUCUUGUGUGCUUAAGUUUAAUCAUUCUGGUAUGAAAGAAAAGUUGUUUAAAAACAACUGCCAAAACGGUGAAGUCAUUAGCAUGAAUCAGCUUUUUCAUUUGGCCAGUCAGGUAAUGCUUUUGGUUUCUAGUAGCCAAUUGGGGGGCAAGAGGGUGUGGUCAGCAUCCUUUUCUCCUACCUUGGGGGUGGGUCCUAACGAACACGGAGACGUGAUCUCCAUAUAUGCAAUCCAACUGUAAAGCACAUGUGCUAUAAUUUGUCAGCGCUUUCCUCUCUGCGUACAGCUAUGGUAACAAUGAUACCGUUAGUAGAUACAAUUCCAUGGAUGUGUUAUCAUUCUCAGUUUAGGAUAAAUUUAAAAAAAGUUAUGUGCAGGUUCACUUUUUUAAAUCAUUCUUAAAAUCCUGAUGCAGAAAAUUUAGGAGAAAAAACACACCCAAAGUGUAUGUUCAUUCCACAUGGCACUGACUCUUUCGUACAUUCCGUGUUUCUGCCCAGUCAGUGUUCCCUGUGUCGGCCCAGCACUGAGCGCUUUUAUGGGAAUUGAUGCGUGUCCUUUGGGACCAGGAGGGAAGAGCUGACUCUCUUGUGUUUGGGCGGUUCCAUGGAUCAGUUAGUGCUGCUUGUGCUUCGCUUCACUUCUCUAAACGAUGCCCCUUCCGCUACUACGUGUGUGUCUGUGCUUGGAACGGGGACAGACAGCUACGCCCAGUCGUGGUCUACAGGGUCUUGACGGUUUUAUAGUAUUCUUCAUAAACCCCUGUUGGUAAACCAGUCUAACCGUGUCUGAACUAUGGCAGAAUGGGAUCAGCUGCACGUACGUAGCGCUCUUAAGCUGCCUGUCUCUGAGGACGUUCCCUCCCUCUUCCCGAACACACCCUGUUCACCUGUCUCUCCGGGGGAACCUUGUCUCUCUUCUGGAAGUUCUUUUGUAUGAAGUUUCAGUUCACUUUUUUCUUUUUCUGCUGCCUCCUUACUGGGGUCAAGGAUUGAAUUGCUAAUCAUGGGUACUUGAGGAAGACAUUAAUAAAUGCAAUAAAAAGAACUACUAGA